AACCGCAUCUCUGUCCAUCCGUACCCAUCACUGUAGUAGAGUAGCUGUAUUGUCGCCCUACAUCAUGUCCAAAUCGAUUCUACCCGGCGAACCCCUCACCCCAAAGUUCACAGCGAAAGACUACAGCAUUUUCUUCUCCGCUGGGGCGUUAUGUUGCACCCUCUCUCACGGGGGGAUGACCCCUAUCGAUGUGAUCAAGACACGAAUACAGAUCGAUCCCGCUCUCAAGGGCAUGUCACUUUUAUCUGGGGGGAGAAAGAUCGUCGCUGCUGAAGGUGCUGGAGGGCUCCUCACAGGCUUCGGUCCGACAGCUGUGGGGUAUAUGCUACAGGGUGGAGCCAAGUUUGCCGGUUACGAAGCAUCGAAAAAGUACCUCGUCGAAUUAUCGGGAAGUCGAGAGAAUGCAAUCAAAAAUCGAACGGCUAUUUAUCUCGGAGGUGCCGCCAUCGCCGAAUUUUUUGCCGAUAUAUUACUCACUCCUGCGGAAGCCACACGUAUCCGCUUGGUCUCCAAUCCGAAGUACGCCAGUGGAUUAGUCUCAGGUUUCACGAAGAUCCUCACCACGGAAGGUAUUGGCUCCUUGUAUGCUGGUUUCAUACCGAUCCUUGCCAAGCAAAUACCCUAUGCGAUAGGACAAUUCACAGUGAACGAAAGAUGUACCGAAUUCAUUUUCAACCAAAUGACCCAGGAGAGAAAAGAGAACUUGACGCCGGUACAAAACUUUGGGAUCGUCCUCGGAUCAGGUAUCGUGGCUGGGUUUGCUGCUGCUAUUUUAUCACACCCAGCGGACACCCUCUUGUCACAGAUCAACAAAGGUCACGGUCCAUCUGGACCCAUGGUGAAACGUCUGAUCACUUUAGGAAAGGAAGCCGGUUUCCGUGGUCUCUUUGCGGGUCUAGGACCAAGGAUGAUAAUGACCGCUGGUCUUGUGUCAUCACAGUUCAUCCUGUAUGGAUACAUCAAGACUGCUCUGGGUGCCAGACCAGGCAUCGAGAUACACAAAGAGGAGCAAUAGAUAAGUGAAGUCCAGAGGAUGAUGUGUGGGAUAGUAGUGAUUUUUGUAGCAUGAUCUAGCCAUGUCAUAGAAGUUUGG
Tremella mesenterica DSM 1558 is the source of this 1093-nucleotide messenger RNA. RefSeq lists its product as uncharacterized. The coding region runs from base 65 to 1015 and encodes 316 amino acids. Gene Ontology annotation, molecular function: phosphate transmembrane transporter activity. Gene Ontology annotation, biological process: mitochondrial phosphate ion transmembrane transport. The transcript has 10 exons. Gene Ontology annotation, cellular component: mitochondrial inner membrane. The record is from RefSeq and is a predicted model, not a curated record. NCBI's taxonomy places the organism in Eukaryota, Fungi, Basidiomycota, Tremellomycetes, Tremellales, Tremellaceae.